GGUCUGCUACGGCUAAUCCCAUUUCCUUAUCCGGGAAUUGCAAGGUUCCACGCGAUUGGCUGCCGCUGUCACAUGGAUUCUUAACUUUGUUCACUUGACAGAAAGUAGGAGGGUUCUGCGAAACAGGGAAACGAGUAAAGGGAUAGAUAUAAAUUUUAGUAUAUUUUGUGUGCAAUUCAAGGAAAUUAAUGGCCAUGAGUUCCUAUUUGAUCAACUCCAACUAUGUGGACCCGAAGUUUCCACCCUGCGAGGAAUACUCCCAAAAUGACUACCUACCCAGUCACUCUCCCGACUACUACAGCGCCCAGAGGCAGGAGCCUGCCUUUCAGCAUGAGUCGAUCUACCACCAGCGGUCGGGCUGUGUCGACCCGCCUUACUCCGCCUGCCAGGGUCCGGGGCAGCCCGCGGUGGUUAUGUCGCCGAGGGGGCACGUACUACCACCAACCGGACUCUCAACACCUAUCCCUGAGCAAAACCAUCACUGCGACUCCGUAACUCCGAGCCCACCGCCCGCUUGUGGCCAGAAUCCCAUUAACCAAAGCUCUUCCUCGGCAAACUCACGCAAGGAUCCCGUGGUUUAUCCCUGGAUGAAAAAAGUCCACGUAAACAUUGUAAGCCCAAACUAUACAGGAGGUGAACCCAAACGCUCCCGCACAGCCUACACGAGACAGCAAGUUCUAGAGUUGGAGAAGGAGUUUCACUAUAACCGCUACCUGACCCGCAGACGCCGGGUGGAGAUAGCCCACACCCUGUGCCUCUCCGAACGUCAGAUCAAAAUAUGGUUCCAGAACCGCCGUAUGAAGUGGAAGAAGGACCACAAGCUGCCCAACACGAAGAUCAGGUCCACUAACUCAUCCAACACAAACCCGAGCGGCGUGUCGACACUGGGGAGUUCACAGAACAGGAGCAGCGGGCCCCCACCAAGUCUAUAGCCACUCUCCCUUCAC
Engraulis encrasicolus (European anchovy) is the source of this 947-nucleotide messenger RNA. RefSeq names its product homeobox B4a (gene hoxb4a). Gene Ontology annotation, biological process: positive regulation of transcription by RNA polymerase II; anterior/posterior pattern specification; embryonic skeletal system morphogenesis. The record is from RefSeq and is a predicted model, not a curated record. Gene Ontology annotation, molecular function: DNA-binding transcription factor activity, RNA polymerase II-specific; RNA polymerase II cis-regulatory region sequence-specific DNA binding. NCBI's taxonomy places the organism in Eukaryota, Metazoa, Chordata, Actinopteri, Clupeiformes, Engraulidae. Gene Ontology annotation, cellular component: nucleoplasm; nucleus. The transcript is spliced from 2 exons. The coding region runs from base 189 to 932 and encodes 247 amino acids.